Daucus carota subsp. sativus is the source of this 444-nucleotide messenger RNA. RefSeq names its product myb family transcription factor PHL11-like. The transcript has 4 exons. Gene Ontology annotation, molecular function: DNA binding; DNA-binding transcription factor activity. The coding region runs from base 1 to 318 and encodes 105 amino acids. Lineage: Eukaryota; Viridiplantae; Streptophyta; Magnoliopsida; Apiales; Apiaceae. The record is from RefSeq and is a predicted model, not a curated record.
AUGGCGCCUUUUAUUGCUUUCAUCAAUUUUUUUGGCGUUGGUGGUGGUGGUGAAGGCGGUUUGUAUGAAUAUGAAAGUGGAGUUGCGAUGACAAGAGAUCCCAAGCCAAGGCUGAGGUGGACUAGUGAUCUUCAUGAUCGGUUUGUUCAUGCUGUCACUAAGCUUGGUGGCCCUGACAAAGCAACUCCCAAGUCAAUGCUGAGACUCAUGGGCUUAAAGGGAUUAACAUUGUACCAUUUAAAGAGCCAUUUACAGGCUUCCAGGAAACAGGAUACGGUAGAGCAAAACAUUGAGAACAGUGGUAAGUCUGUACCAUAGUAUAGGGUUUGUACAGCUUGCGGAAAAACAUGAAUUAAUUAUCAAACACCUCCAUUAGAUGAUUAAGAAAUGCAAUCCAGAUAUUCCAGAAGUAAAAUAAGAAAACUUGCAAUAGGUUCUGAUAAU